AUGAAAGCCAUCAGUCCUAUGAGAUCUGUCAGAAGCUGCUACGAAGCUGUCCGCUGCAUUUCGGAUCAGAGUCUCUCCAUCACCCGGAAUAAGCCAUCUAUGGAGGAAUCCGUGGGCGCGCUGUGCGAUAUGAAUGACUGCUACUCCAAACUGAAGGAGCUGGUACCGAGCAUCCCACAGAACAAGUCCGUCAGCCAAGUGGAAAUUCUGCAACACGUUAUCGACUACAUAUUCGACCUACAAAUCGCGUUGGAAGACGAGUCUUCAGCGACAACCACGCCUGAUUUGGUGCUGUCACUAAAGGUGCAGAGAAACACAUCUCCACUUCACUCUGGGCAAGAGGACAAUGGGGCCAGAAAGAAGAAGUGA
This is a messenger RNA of Oncorhynchus masou masou (cherry salmon), 369 nucleotides long. RefSeq names its product DNA-binding protein inhibitor ID-3-A-like. Bases 1 to 369 code for a protein of 122 amino acids. Gene Ontology annotation, molecular function: protein dimerization activity; transcription regulator activity. The transcript has 3 exons. Gene Ontology annotation, cellular component: nucleus; cytoplasm. NCBI's taxonomy places the organism in Eukaryota, Metazoa, Chordata, Actinopteri, Salmoniformes, Salmonidae. The record is from RefSeq and is a predicted model, not a curated record. Gene Ontology annotation, biological process: negative regulation of transcription by RNA polymerase II; cell differentiation; circadian regulation of gene expression.